Anthonomus grandis grandis is the source of this 6030-nucleotide messenger RNA. Its product is annotated as titin-like. Gene Ontology annotation, biological process: regulation of transcription by RNA polymerase II. The record is from RefSeq and is a predicted model, not a curated record. NCBI's taxonomy places the organism in Eukaryota, Metazoa, Arthropoda, Insecta, Coleoptera, Curculionidae. Gene Ontology annotation, molecular function: protein binding. Gene Ontology annotation, cellular component: nucleus. The coding region runs from base 336 to 4850 and encodes 1504 amino acids. The transcript is spliced from 11 exons.
UAGCUCGGAAGGUUUUUUAUUUUUAACAAAAACAAUUGAAAUCCAAUAAUAAAAACAGAUGCAUAAUAAUAGUGUAUAACUUUUUAGUACUGCUGCGCCGUGACGAUGUGUGCUAUCUUUCCAUCUUCUUUCUACCUAAUGUAGGUUUCGAUUGUAUGAUAAUGCGGUUGUUUAUUGUUUGUAUAGAAUUUAUUUGACGCUUUGGUGUUUAUGUGCAAUGGUUUGAUAAAUUAGUGGUGCGUGCAAUGGAAAAACGGUGCAACAAUUACGGCUAGUCGGCGCAGAACUGUCAAAAAGCCCCCCGGCCAAAAGACAAUAAAAGGGUGCUGACAAAAAUGGCCGCUGAAACCAGAAAAUCCCGUAAAAGUAACUUUUCACAGGAAGAGGUCGAUGUUCUGAUCACGACAGUUCUGCAGAACCACGAUAUUUUAUAUAAGGAAACGUCGAAAAGUUUUUUCCACAAGGAAAUCCGUAACCAGGUAUGGAAUAUCGUUUUGGAAGAGGUCAAUAAAGUGUCCCAAGAAAAACGAACUCUAAAUGAAAUUAAGAAUAAAUGGAAGAAGUGUCAACAUAAUCCCGGUGCUUUUUGUAACUUACCUGUUGGGGAACGGGAGGAAUUUGACGAUAUAGAUUCCAUGCCUCUAAAGCAAAGACUGUCACAUGGAGAUUCUGGCUCUUCAGUUACUACAUCACCGGCUCCUCAAGAAAGUGUGCUGCAGAGUCAGCCCAUAUCACCCACAAAACUUAAGGUUACAAGACAGGGCAAACCACACCAACCUCCAGCAAAACCACAAACACCACCGCCGCCUCUGCCUCCUCCCCGUGUAUGUCUAAAAUGGAAUACGCAUCACCUAAAUAUUCAAAGUGCAUUUCCCAACUUUUUGAGUAAAGAACAAUACGUCGACGCCACCUUGGUAUCCGAAGGGAAAACUCUUAAAUGCCAUAGGAUGAUUUUGUCGUCGUGCAGUUCUUACUUUGAGGAAGUGCUAAGUGGUAUAGCUCCCCUACAACAUCCCGUAUUGUUUAUGAAAGAUAUUCCAUUUUGGAUAUUAAAAGGCCUUUGUGAUUUUAUGUAUGCUGGAGAAGUACACAUUUUGCAAGAUUGUCUCAAAGAAUUCUUGGACGUUGCCACAACAUUAAAGAUCAAAGGUUUGGCAUUAAGUCCAAAGGAAGAAGAAGUGAAACCGGUCCAGGAGAUCAAGCAAGAAAUUGAAUCGACCCCGCCCACCAAACAGCCAGAGAAACUUAUCAAAGAAGAAAAAUGCGAAGAGCCGCCUUUACCUCAACCGAAAUUACAGAAACGCGCUCAAGCUCAAGCCGAACUAAUAAACGAACCGGCUAAACAGGAAGAAAAAGUGAUGGAGAAAAAAGUGGAAUCAACGAGGUCGGUGGGCAGGCCUGCAAAGCGGAAGGAAGAGAGACGGAGACUGCCUAAUCAGCAAAUAGUGAAAGAGAAAGUAUUGGAAGAUCCUCCUGUGGCGCCGAAGGUUACGCCCAAGGUCGCGAAGAUGAUGCUACCAAAGAUACCUCAAAGUUCUAGACCGGCAGCAGCUAAGCCACAAAUGGUCAGAAACGUAAUGAAACAUAUUGCUAAAUCGGUUGCGAAACCAUCCACUUCGAAAGUGGCCCAUCCCCCGUCCCGCAAAACCACCGACCAUUCAAAGAAGAACGAGAAACAGAAGUCUGAAUCUGUUUUAAAUCAAAAGGAAAAGGAAAAAGAAAAGCCAAUACUUAGGAAAGAUAACAUUGACGAUCCUCUUGACUUAUUAAAACCUGUAUAUGAAGAAAUAACGAAAACAGAUCUACCGGUAGCACCGAAGAUAAUACCAUCGCAAAAAGUUAACCCCGGGAAACUUCGAGAAAGAGGAAACAUUCCGGUGAGGAGAACCGCUAAUAAAAGAGUCAGAAAACGACGUUACGUUGAGUUGGACGAUGAAAAAGACGAGACAUUCCAUUCUAGAAAAGGAACGCGCUCCCGACCCAACGUGAAAAUUCCAAAGUUUUACCAUACGGACUUUGAGGAAAAAGAAAGCGGAGAUGCGACAAUUGUACGGGAACCCCACACGCACCAGGACGAUCCUCUUAUCGGUGUCGAAGUGGAAGAAAUUAAGGCCGAACCGGUUGAUGUCGAAGAGAAUGCCAUUGAAUUGGAAGAAAAUAUGGUUAAUUUCAUGGAGCAAGAGCAGGAAAUGGUUUCGCACGAAGCCGAAGAAAUAAUAGGGAAUUACGAUAGUCCUCUGGUCAACAUCAAAACUGAACCAAAAGCAAACCCACCAAGUAUAUUCAAAAAAGAAGUUCUGGAACCACCUCCAAUAAUCAUGGACGUACAUAGUGUUACCGAAACCGAAGACGAGAGCUUAAUAAGUAUAAAAAAAGAAGCCAUUCAACUUGUAGAUAUAACCCAAAUAAGUACCACGGUCGUUAAUCAUAUCGAGGAAACGAUAGUUGGUACAAACAUCUUCGAAACCAUCAUUCAACCGAAAGAAAAUCCAUCGGAAAUCAUCAUCACGAACGUUCAAAGUAUGGCGGAAGACGCGUGUGACAUUGAAUGUCCUGAUAAAGAUGCGGGCAAAUCGAUUUUGGGAAGCAUCCUGGAUGACGGACCUGAACGCUGCGAACCGGAAAAAGUUGUUAAUGUGGUGGAAGCAUUAAAAUCGCAAAAGGAUGCGGCUCGCGCACGUGAAAUCGAUCCAUUAUCGCCAUCAACCGUUGAACAAGAGACCACUGAUGUACCGGUAAUGAUGCCUGAUGAAAAUUGUUUGAGUGAAGGGGAUGAUAAAGUGGUGGAACCUUGGGCUGUUAGUGACAUGGAGAGUAAACAAGAUGAUGAAAAGGAGGAAACUGAAAUCACAACCGAAAGUUUACAAGUUCUCAAAGAAAAUUCUCCGGAUGAUCUCAUUACAGAAGAAGAAAAGAAUUCAAACCUAGAUGAACAAUCACCUACAACAACAAUUCAAGAAAUUAGGGAAACUUUUACAGAAAUCCUACCAGAAGCUGAUAUUGCAAUUGAACCAUCUCCACUUCAUCCAGAAGUAAAUACAAACUUAACUGUUGAUUCCAGAGAGCCUUCAUCAAGCCCUCCUCAAGACUCUUGUAAAAUCUCUAAAAACUUGGAAGUCACUGAAAUCAUUGCCUCUUCACAACCAAUAAAAGAUUCUUCUAUAGAUCCUCCUUUAGCAGAUCUUAAUGAAGAACCAAGUUCUUCCAAUCAAAAAAGACCUGCGGAAGAUGAUUGCGCGGAUACUUCAAAGGCCAAACUGGCUAAACAAGAUCAAACUCAAUCGCUCGAGCAUCAUAUUCAAACUGGUAACGAGGAGGAAAUCUUAAAUAACGAACAGAGUGUUCCAGAAACAAUAAGUUGUACCGAUUGCAAAUCUAUAAAAGACUUUGAUGGCGCAGAAGAGGAGUUUGGUGCGGAACUUGUAGGGGAACUAGAGGAACCACCGGACAUAACCACUUCAGAGCUUCACCUGUCAAUGUCAACAAAAGAACCUUCUGAGCUUGUUGAAGCCGAUAAUCUCCCCGCCUUGGAGCCCGAGCUGGAGCAGGAUGAUCUGCCCUUGCUUCCCGAAGGAAUUACCAACAACACCUCCUCGGCAGAAAGUAUAGAAGCCGAACUGGAACAAUGUUUGGCCUCAACUUCUUUCGUUUUACCUCCAAAACCUCCGGAAGUGUCUCCGUGUAAACUCAAAGUGGGCGUUAAAGUUGCUGCGUUAAACGACGACGAAGACUUCACCAAAGACAUUGAGUUUGAUGACAAUUUUAUUGGGACAAAUAGACCCGCCAACUAUUUAGGGGACGAGUUUGGGGUGGACUUUGAUUUGUGCGAGGAAAAAGAUCAACGGGAAGUUGCUGUUUCCAGUGGGGGUGUCGAUGGGAGUGAAAUGAGUAUACAAGAAGAAGUGGGUGAUAGUGAUGGAGAGAAUAUUAAGACUGCAAAUGAAUCUCUGGCGGUGGAAGAAAUGGUGAGCAUAGGGUCUCCUGUUGGUCAGGAAGAAGGUACUGCUGAGCCAGCCACUGUGGUAGAGGAAGACAUUCUGGAUAAUGCCCAGGAACAGUCUGGAGUGACAACGGAAGAGGCAGUAAUUGUUGACAGAAACCAACUUGAAACCAUGGAAGAAACAUCACAAGUUUUUUUAGAAGAUCUAUCACGAGAUGAUCACAGUUCGGUUGUUGACCGAAACAAACUUGAAACUAUGGAAGAAACAUCACAAAUUCUUUUAGAAGAUCUAUCACGAGAUGAUCACAGUUCGGUUAUUGACCAAAACAAACUUGAAACUAUGGAAGAAACAUCACAAAUUCUUUUAGAAGAUCCAGCCACGGUGGUAGAGGAAAACAUUUUGGAUAAUGCCCAGGAACAGUCUGGAGUGACAACGGAAGAGGCAAUGGUUGUUGACCAAAACCAACUUGAAACCAUGGAAGAAUCAUCACAAAUUCUUUUAGAAGAUCUAUCACGAGAUGAUCACAGUUCGGUUGUUGACCAAAACAAACUUGAAACUAUAGAAGAAACAUCACAAAUACUUUUAGAAGAUCCAGCCACGGUGGUAGAGGAAAACAUUUUGGAUAAUGCCCAGGAACAGUCUGGAGUGACAACGGAAGAGGCAAUGGUUGUUGACCAAAACCAACUUGAAACCAUGGAAGAAUCAUCACAAAUUCUUUUAGAAGAUCUAUCACGAGACGAUCACGGUUCGGAUGUGGAUCUAGCUGCGAGUAUUGAUGAAGAUCAAUUAAUGGAAGACUCUUUACUUGCGGAUGACAUGGACGGCGGGCAAAGCGAAGACGGAUCGGAAAAAACUUUGGAAAUGAUCGUGAAUGACCUGAAUGAAAGUUUGGGUGAGAUGAAAAAGUAAUUUUGUGUUGUUUUAUGGGGAUUGAUUGGAUGAUAUUAAGUUUACAUCCCCGUUUGAUGUGCCGAGUUUAUUUGAGAAAAUGUGAUGAAAAAAUUGUUUUUGUUUGUAGAAAGAAUGUCUGUUUUGCUCUAAGAGGUAAGAUUCAAAUUAGUGUCUAUUAAGUAUGUAAAUAGUUAAUUUAUAGGUUUACAGUUUCCACAAUUAGUUGUAAGGUUUACUGGAUAUUAAAAGCAGUGUUCUUGGCGUUAAGAAGUAAUAUUAUGACAUGCAAAUGUUUUGGUUAGCAAUUUUUUAACGUAAUCCGAUCCCUAUUAAUCCAUUUUCCGAGAUGUUCUGAAAGCUCCUUAAUAUCCGCAUCGUAAGACUCUUGCUGAUCCGUGCGGGACAUUUGUUUUCGGCUUUCAGCAUACGACACUUGAUUUUUUCCCCAAUUAUUGUUUUAAGUUGAGGAACAAAUACUAGACAGAUCAGGACUGAAGAUGGUUAGUGGCUUCCCACCAUGAGAUCUGCUGUGGUGCGAAUGACGAGAAGGAGGACGUUGUCAUGAUACAAACAAACCCUUCUUUUUGUUUUGUAUAGCCCGGCUCGGCGUAAUUUUUUUUAAUUCCUUAAGAACUGACAGUGCUGCCAUUAGUAGUAGUGGAUUUGAGUCUCGUUGUUAGUAACAACUUCCCUCCUCACAUUCUUCCCAAUAACGGUGCAGACAUUUCGAUGCGAGUUCUUCGUUUUGUGUUCAUCCAGCUUCAAAAUCUUGUCCAAUGUGGUCUAAAGGUGCGUACAGACAUAGAACAAGACUUUGUUUCGUAACAUCGUCGCGCAGCAAUUUUUAUUUAUACAGAGAAGUCCGUUAAAUUAUCGUGUAACAAAACAUUGUCGUAUAACCUAAAGCAGAUCAUUCCGCCGUCCCAUCAUUUUCCAUCAUCAUUUUAAGUUAUUUAAUGUAGUUGAGUAGUAUCGCAGCAACAAUAAUGGAAAUUGCAGCAGCAGUAAUAUUGAUAUGCGCUAACAUAAUAAUAACAAAAAAAAACGUGCAGGCAAAAUGCGUUUGUAGCAAAUGCAGUUAGUUAUACGCUAGUAAUGUAUAUAGUGAAAGUAGUUUAUUAUCGGAUAUUUUUAAACGGAUUAUUUUUGCUCUGUAGAAAUAGUAAAAUUUUAAGGGCAAACGACUAUUAAAAUUCUU